UUACAUUGCAAACUUAUAGGCACAUACUAUUAUUAAAGCAAGUGUGCUUUAAAUGCUUUGCUCAUCAAGGUUAAUAAUUUCCUAUUUAUUCGGAUUUUUAUCACGUUUUAAAUGUUCUAUGAAAUAUAUUUCUUUAAAUUUGAGACAAAAAAUAUGAAAAUGAAGCCAAAAUGUGUGAUCAUGUUAACAUUCUUCACGAUAUUAUAUGGCUCUGCUUCCUUCAGUCAUGCCUGUCACAGACCACCCUAUGUUCCUUGUUGUUACAAUAAUUACUUUGACCCGAUAAACAAUACAUGUGCAGAAUGCAAGCCUGGAAGAAUAGGAUGGAAUUGCAAUUAUUCUUGUAAGGAGGGAUACUUUGAAGCUUGUGUAAGCAAUCCUGCAAAUGUAACUUUACUUAUUGUGAUCCGGAAGUUGGAUGUCUGUUAGAAGCUGUAGACAGUAAAAAAUCAAUGGUUUCGGAAGACAAUAAGAACAUCAGCGAAAACAGCUCAACAACAAAAAUAUUCCUCAAAUUUUCUGAAAUGGCAAAUGAUUCAACCGAGACCGAAGAUACAGUUAUGACAAGGUCACUGGUACCAGGUUCCAAAGAACUAUCACAUGGUCACAUCACGAAAGAUGAAGAUAGCGGAAAGAUACUGCAGUUAAUUUCGGAGCAACUGCAAAUGAUGUGCAUUUCCUUAUUUUUGAUUUUGGGUUGUUUAAUCAUUCUUCCUCUUGUGCUUUGGUAUAAUAUCAGGAAGCGUACGAGAAAACCAGACAUCCACAUUGGAAUGAAACAGUCAGAUACAAGCGCAAUGAAUAAUCGGCAAUCCCUAGCUAUGAUGAUGGAGCGUAGAUAUACGAUUUGUUGAACGGAGAUCGUGGAAUAAGAAAUGGAAGCCAAUCUAAUUACAGUACGCCACUAAGACUUGGAAAACAAUCCA
Messenger RNA from Saccostrea cuccullata (small rock oyster), 926 nucleotides. RefSeq lists its product as uncharacterized. The record is from RefSeq and is a predicted model, not a curated record. The coding region runs from base 453 to 854 and encodes 133 amino acids. Lineage: Eukaryota; Metazoa; Mollusca; Bivalvia; Ostreida; Ostreidae. The transcript has 8 exons.